Molecule: messenger RNA, 574 nt
Organism: Owenia fusiformis
Lineage: Eukaryota; Metazoa; Annelida; Polychaeta; Sabellida; Oweniidae
Source: the annotation of a GenBank genome assembly
CAUAUGCAGAGCCACCUAUAGGGAGCAACAGGUUUCAACCACCAAAACCAGCUAAACCAUGGACUGGUGUAAGAGAUGCCACUAAAAUACGUCACUUCUGUAUACAAGACUAUGUUGCGGUGAAUGCUGCAUGUUCGGUAUUAAAGAUUCCCUUUUUGCAACCAAAUGACGCAAAAUUUUACUCAGAAGAUUGCCUUGAACUCAAUGUUUAUACUCCCGAUGUCAAUGCUAAACUUCCAGUCAUGUUCUGGAUAGCUGGUGGAGGAUUCAACAUUGCUUCUGGUCAUCUGUAUGAUGGAACUGCAUUGAGUGUAUUUAACAAUGUGGUGGUUGUUACUAUUAACCAUAGGCUUGCACAUCUAGGAUUCUUGAGUACAGGAGAUAAACAUAUGCCUGGCAACAUGGGACUCAAAGAUCAAGUUGAGGCACUCAAAUGGGUGAAACAAAACAUUCAUGCAUUUGGUGGAGAUCCCAAUACUGUGACCAUAUUUGGUGAAAGUGCAGGUUCAUGGAGUACAUCUGCACAUCUGGUGUCACCAAUGAGUAAAGGUCUCUUCAAGUAUGCUAUACUACA